Eriocheir sinensis (Chinese mitten crab) is the source of this 3360-nucleotide messenger RNA. RefSeq lists its product as uncharacterized. Gene Ontology annotation, cellular component: nucleus; cytoplasm. Lineage: Eukaryota; Metazoa; Arthropoda; Malacostraca; Decapoda; Varunidae. Gene Ontology annotation, biological process: activation of protein kinase activity; regulation of mitotic spindle organization; regulation of mitotic nuclear division. Gene Ontology annotation, molecular function: protein kinase binding. The coding region runs from base 282 to 2762 and encodes 826 amino acids. The record is from RefSeq and is a predicted model, not a curated record. The transcript has 13 exons.
AUAACAAUAUUUAUUAGCAACCCAAAAAAGAAUCGGACAUGAAGAAUUAUCAAUAAAUCCAAUAAAUAAAUCGUUCCCUCAACACCAAUCAGCUGAUCGGAUUUAAACAUCGUAAAAACAAACAUGGCGGCAACCUCAAGCCUCCUCCCCGCCUGACCUUCAUAUUUACGACAUUUUUUCCCUGUUCUGUGCCCAAGAUGACCUUGUGCAGCUGUAUAUAAGGUCACGAGGAAUCUGUGCUGCUGUGAGGGUCAAGAAGAGCGACACAGAACACGAGUGCCAUGGAGGGGCAGAGCAUGUGCGAGGGUUCGAGCGAGAGCAGCAGUAGCAGUGUGGGGGGGGCAAGCGAGGAGGGCGGCGCUGCGGGCUGGCUGACCUCAACACCCCAGGCCCCGAGACGACCUCUUCUGCAGCUCAACACAACCUCGCCGCGCCUGCAACUCACACCAUACAAGUACCAUGGCUGUCGUGCAAUACCAGAGGAGAAGGAGGACCAGGAGAACAUUGACCCUUCCCGGAGAGGACCAGUGGAGGUGCUCCUGGCUACCAAGCACAGCAGCAGCCUCCUGUCAACCACCACCACCACCAGCACCACCAACUCCAACACCAAUAGCAACUCCAAUUUAGGCUCGGACUCAUCCCCAUUCGCCUAUCCCCUCAUCUGGGAGUCUAGCCAUGCGUCCGCCACCCCGUCCAGAGGCAGCCCAUGCGACGGACAGCGGAACAACACACACGAUAUCACCAACUGGAAGAGCCCGAGUGACCUGUCCUCGACCCCUUCUGACGGCAAAGGGAGUCGCGUCGGGGGGUCAGGGAAGGUUCGGAACAGGAGUGGGUCGAGUGAGGUCACCAGUAGUUGUAAGGUUGCCUGCCAUCAUGGGCCGUCUGUGACCCCAUCGAAAAGUAGUUUGGCCCAUGCUGUUUCGAAUUCAUCCUCGGUCUUUUUAACGCCUUCGAGCAGCAUGCACAGUUUCCGCCAUGGAGGAGAGAAUCGCAGCGGACAGAGCCAGACCCCAAAGCAGACACAAUCCGUCACUCUAUCAACCACCCAGUGCGUCAACCCGUUCGAGGUCGGAGCGGAGAGCCUCUACCUGUCCGCCGUAAGUCCGUCGCUCUUCCAACGGGUGGUGUCGCCGAGCCAGAACGUUGGCGGUGGAACGUUCCGCUGGUCGAUAGAUCAGAUGGCGGAGCUGUUCCCUGUGAAUAUCGAAACGUCGCCUUUUACGCAGGUCGAGGUCAUCGGCGACCCGGAGUACGAGGACCAGGCGCAGGAGGCUAUUGAUAGGUUCUUUUCCACCCAUCAGUCCGUUGUCCCGAGCCCAUGGCCUGACAGCAACAAGUCCGUCAGUCUGGUGAAGAAGAUGUGUGUUCAGCAGGCCCAGGCUAGUCCAUCAUUACCCCCAGUCCGUUCCCAGUCCGUGUGGUGCCAGACAGAGCUCAGCCUUCCACCAGUCCUGCCGCCUGCCCUUGAAGAAGCCCUCAAGCCAUUCUGCACCUUCACGCAGAGUCAGGGGUGGCAGGGAGGAGGAGGAGGGGGAGGCGGUGAGGCCGAAGAGGCAGCCAACCUCAGCAACACAACACUGCGACGGAAGCUUCUGUUCAGCCACGAGGACGCCACCGCCAACACACCAAAGGCAGCAAGUCCACAGGAGGAGAGUGAACCAUCAACCUCAAGAAGAAAAAGCAGAGAAGGGGGGGAGGAGGAGGAGGAGGAGGAGGGAGGGCUGGUGUGGUGCACUGAUGUGGUGUGCAGCAAGGAGGCGUCUGUCAUGCGGCACCUCACCCCCACACCCCCACGCCUGGCCAGUCCGAUCACCCCCUCAACCACUACGACAACCAGGCACGUUAUUCGGAGAGGUCCGUCCCCGCUUCUACUGUCCGCUGGUGAUGUCGUGUCUACCCCAGUGUCCCCAGAUGUGUCCCCGAUCCACGCCAUCGACUACAACAGUGACUUAGAGGCAGCAAAACGAACGCCACCAUCGGCCGAGACCUUUGGCGGAAGUUACUACGAGCUUCAGCGGACUCACUGCACGUAUUUCUCCCCUUCUGACGCACCCCAGGGCACCGUGCUCCCUCCCUCUUGCUCCCCACACCCCCACAAGGAGAAGAAGAAGAAGGGGGAGGAGGAGGAGGAGAAGAAGAUGAAUGUUACAGAGAGUUUCUGCGUUCAGUAUUCAGUGCAGUUUUCAGGCCCGGAGCAGAAGUCUCGGUCGCCAGUCGCCAGCACUCCGUCGCCUGAUCACAGAAGCUUGUCUAACUCAGGUCACUUUUCGUCUAGUCCGAUCCGAGAUGUCACCGAGAGUUCCCCAGAGGUCGAGUCCCCCACCAGAAGAUUCUCCGCCUCCCCUCCGCUGUCCCCGAUCCUCUGCCGCACCACGCAUAUGCCCUCCACACGCCAGACUUCACUUAUGCUCAGGAAAGAGAGGAAGACCACCGUUGAGGUCACUAUGAUGGAGGAGAGCAGCGAUGUCGGGGCGCCGCUGCAGCCUCUUGGAACUUUCCCCUGCUCCUCCUCCCUCUAUGACGUGGAGAUGGACUCGCAGCCGUCACUCGAGAGUCACCUCGAGGAGACCGGCUCGCAGGACACCGGCUAUCAGACCAUCAGUAGCCUGCUCACCAGUAACUUCAGCUCAACCAACUUCCCUCAACCGUCCCCCUGUGAUCCGCUGGUAGAGUCAUCCGUCUCCACCAAGCACCAUGUCCCUCCUUCCUCUUCUUCCUCUUCUUAUUCUGUCACUCGGAGCAAAGAGUUCAAAUCCUAGCAAUGGUGAGUUUAGGAGGACGAUAGAGUGUUUGUGUGUGUGUGUGUGUGUGUGUGUGUGUGUGUGUGUGACCUUGCUCAUUUAGAAGACAAUAGUUCCCUGCUGCAGUAUUACUAUCCAUUACUAUUACUAUCGGAAGGUCUGAAGAUGUGAAAUGCAAACAGUAAUGGGAAAAAUUGAAAUCCCGACUGGCAGACUCUAUUACUUAACGAUUUUCAUAACUGUUUUUAUUUUGCUGAAACCUCAAGAGAUGUUCUAUCUAUCUAUCUAUCUAUCUAUCUAUAUCUCCAAUACCCUGCCCCCUCGUGAAGUGACUCCAUCUCUCCCUUUUCUGGCACUCUCUCAUUUUCUUUCUCACACUCUAACUAGAAUUUUUUCUCUCUCUUUCUCUCAUUCUUUCUUUCCCUUUCUAACUUGUUCUCUCUCUAAUUCUUUCUUUCUCACACUCACUUUCUCUCUCGCUAACUCUCUUCCUCUCUCUCUCUCUCUUUCUUCCUUUACUAACUCCCUUUCUGCACAUUCAAUCCUGUUACCUCCAACUCUCUCUCUCUCUCUCUCUCUCUCUCUCUCUCUCUCUCUCUCUCUCUCUCUCUCUCUC